CAAGCAGGAAAGCAAGCAGAGAUUAGAGAAAAAUAUAUAAGGGCUUCCCUGUAUUCUAUCCCCAGUGAUCUCAAGUUACUUUGGCAGCACUCAUCAUGAGCACGCUGGCAGUGUACAGGAACAUCUACACGGAAGAGCAGUUUCAAAAGGUGUAUGGCACAGCUAAGGACCUGGAGAGGCCUCCACUCUCUCUAAGGGAGAGGAUAGCCAGGAGCUGCAAAUGUUCCUCUCAUUCUAUUCAUACUUUUCUUAAGCAAAGGAUCCCUAUUGUGGCCUGGCUGCCCAGGUACAAGCUGAAGAAAUGGAUUCUGGGAGAUCUCAUUGCUGGUCUGACAGUUGGCAUCGUUCAUAUCCCGCAAGGGAUGGCCUUCGCGUUACUAACGUCAGUGGCUCCAGUUUAUGGACUCUACACAUCUUUCUUUCCCGUUGUCCUCUACAUGUUACUUGGGACUGGACAUCAUGUUUCUACUGGUACAUUUGCUGUGCUAAGCCUGAUGACUGGCUCAGUUAUUGAUGAACAUCUUGUCCAGAAUCCUUUGAAUAGAAACCUUACUGGGGAGGAGCAGUUGGAGAUCUAUGCUCAGAGAAUAGGCAUGGCAGCUGCUAUAGCCUUUUUAAUGGGACUUAUCAUGGUGAUCAUGUUUGUCCUACAGCUUGGCUUCCUCUCCACGUACUUGUCUGAGCCCAUAGUAAAAGCUUUUACCAAUGCUGCUGCUUUCCAUGUGACCAUCUCUCAGAUACAAAACAUGAUGGGGCUCCCUCUUCCACGCCACACUGGACAUUUCACCAUUUUCAAGACAUUGGUGUCUGUCUUUAGAGCUGUACAUAUGACCAAUAUAGCCGAGCUGAUUAUAUCCAUUCUCUGCUUGAUGGUUCUGAUUCCUAUCAAGGAGCUCAAUGCCCGCUUUCGUACUAAACUAAGGACACCUAUUCCUGGAGAAAUCAUCAUGGUCCUCCUCACUACUGGAAUAACUUUUGCUUCAUCUCUGGACCACCGAUACAAUGUGCAAAUAGUUGGCAGCAUACCAGCUGGUUUCCCAGUGCCUAAACUUCCUACCCUGAAAGCUAUCCCUGAUGUGAUUGGAGACACAAUUGCCAUCACAUUUGUAGGCUAUGCUGUAUCCGUGUCACUGGCUAUGAUCUAUGCAGAGAAACACAGAUAUACCAUUGACCCAAACCAGGAACUCUUGGCUCAUGGGAUAUCCAAUAUGGUCUCCUCACUCUUCAACUGUUUUCCCAGUUCUGCUACUUUGGCUACAACGAACAUUCUUGAGAGUGCUGGAGCUUACACUCAGCUUUCAGGAUUCUUCACCAGUGCUGUGGUACUAGUCGUUCUGAUUUGGGUUGGUCCUCUGUUUAAUUACUUGCCAAAGGCAGUACUCGCAUGUAUAAAUGUCGUCAGUCUCAGACAGAUGUUCAUCCAGUUCCAGGAGCUUCCAGAAUUAUGGAAAAUCAGCAAAACUGACUUUUCUGUCUGGGUGGUUACAUGGUUGGCAGUAGUAAUCCUUAAUGUAGAAAUGGGCCUGAUGGUUGGUGUUGUUUUCUCUAUGAUGACAGUGGUUUGCCGAACUCAAAGGACUCAGUGCUCCGUCUUAGGAAGAGCAGUCAAUACAGAAAUAUACCGACCAAUAGACCAAAAUGACAAGUGCUAUGAAAUACCAGGCGUGAAGAUCCUGUCCUAUAGUGCUCCGAUCUACUAUGGCAACAGGAACAUUUUUAAGGAAACUAUGUGCCAAAUUGUGGGACUGACACAAGAAAAAAUACGAAAGAGAGAAAAAGCCCUAAAAGCCCUGGAGCAGGGCAGUAAUAUGAGUAUCACAGUGGUGGAUGUUGGAAUAGCAAAUCCAGUUUAUCGUGCAGAUGGAUGUAAAACAAAAUCAGAAACAGACCCUGAAAUCAGGUCGCUUAUCAUUGACUGCAGUGGUGUCAUAUUUAUUGAUAUUGCAGGAGCCCGUCUGUUCAUACAGAUGUGCAUUGAGUGUCAGAAGGCUGGAAUGCAUUUGCUGUUAUCUGGAUGUAAUGCAAAGGUUCUUAGAACACUGGUGUCUAUUGGUAUCAUGGAUCAUCUCACUGAAGAGCAGGUCUUUGUAACUCUGCACGAUGCCGCAUGUUACGCAGAGCAAAAUAUGGACGACCUUACACGGAAAAGUCCAAUGGUGUGGGUUUGACCAUUUCAUUCGCUGAAAUGAGGAUAGACUUGAUGUGUGUGUAAACACUGGAUGUGUCAGAACCAGCAGAGAACUGUGGAGUUUUAGCCCUGAAAUAAUAGGAGGUUCACUUUAUGGAAGCUUUCAAGAAAAAUGGGCAAGAUAUAGAACUGUGUGACAAGGAGCACUUACCAUUCUGUCCAAAAAGACUGACAUGAAUUUGCACAGACAGUACUGUGUAUAAAGUAUUUUAUUUUUUGUUUUAAUUUGGUGUCAUGAACACUUUACAGAUCAUGUUUAUGAGAAAGCCUUUGUAGAAUUCAGCCCUGUGCAAACCCUAAAUAUACAUUUUUACUAUGUCAAAAAAUAAAUGACUAUCCCUGAAAGCCUUUGGCUGCAGGAGGACGAUUUUGAGCAUG
This is a messenger RNA of Rana temporaria (common frog), 2566 nucleotides long. Its product is annotated as solute carrier family 26 member 10-like. The coding region runs from base 96 to 2168 and encodes 690 amino acids. Lineage: Eukaryota; Metazoa; Chordata; Amphibia; Anura; Ranidae. Gene Ontology annotation, molecular function: sulfate transmembrane transporter activity; oxalate transmembrane transporter activity; chloride transmembrane transporter activity. The record is from RefSeq and is a predicted model, not a curated record. Gene Ontology annotation, cellular component: membrane. Gene Ontology annotation, biological process: transmembrane transport. The transcript is spliced from 18 exons.